AUGCACAAUAGGGACAAGUAUCAUGAAUUUGUCACAAAAUUCUUACAUCUGGCAGGUGAGGUCAAGAUUGUCAAAGAGGACUACAAGACAGACUUCAAUGACAAGCUAUUCUUUGAUCUUCAGAGGAUGAUGGCAGUAGUCAAUACAAUCAUCAAUACAUAUGCUGAGUUUCAGAAGAUCUGUGCUCAGGCAGCUCACACUCUCCAGACAAUCAAUGUCACUCAGAAGUCAAAGAGCUUGCAGAGAAAUGAGUUUAAUAUCUUCAAGCAAAACACUCUCACCUUGGCCACAAAAUCCCCUAUCAUAAAGAAAGCCUUGAGUGCUUGUCCAGAUAUUCAGUGCUACUACUGCAAGGAGAAAGAUCACAUUGUCAGAAAUUGCCCUGUGAAGCAGAAGUCUCAACAGAUGAUCACUGAGCUCACAGAGAAUGACACUUCUAAGCCUUCAGCAGAUUUGAAAAAAGAACUGCACAUUGACUCUAAACCUCUGAGUGAAUGGUCAGAGAUUCUGGAAUGUUCCCCUGCUGGUGAUGGACCUAGGCCAGUACUCUGUCAUCCUGGGAUGAAAGUGAUGACAGAGUCAAUGCUGAAGAUAGUGUCUCAAUCAAUACUGAAGCAUCCAGACCCUAAGUCUGAGCAUCAGGCAGAUGUGAAACAAAGAGAGAUCAAACUGGACAAGGAGAUCAGACAGGAGCAUCAGGCUCAGCUCUGCAGAUUGAAAGGGACCAGCUCAGUCAUGACACCUAAGACAAGGCAGAGACUGACCUGA
Paracoccidioides lutzii Pb01 is the source of this 768-nucleotide messenger RNA. RefSeq lists its product as hypothetical. The coding region runs from base 1 to 768 and encodes 255 amino acids. Gene Ontology annotation, molecular function: zinc ion binding; nucleic acid binding. The record is from RefSeq and is a predicted model, not a curated record. The transcript has 4 exons.